AUGGAUGAUCGUGUGCCAAGUUAUAAACUGGCUACUGAAUCUGGUGAUAAACCAUACGCCGAUGGCGAUCGAGCACAAGCACAAGCCCUCGAAGAAUUACAUCUCUAUGAAACAUGUCAACGAGAUCCAUCGACAAUCGUUGUCGAUGUUGGCGCUUUUCUCGGUGAUUUCGGUCUCUAUGCAGCAGCAUGCGGUUGUACUGUAUAUACAUUUGAAAUUCAGCCAAAAAUGGUUGCUUUAAUUCGUCUAUCAAUCAAAUACAAUUCGUUUCCACCAUCUCGCUUUCAUCUCUAUCAUAAUGCAGUGAGCGAUUUGCCAACUGGAUCAGCUGUGACAUUUACGCCUGGUGGUGGUUCAACAGCCAUUGUGAAUGGUUCAAUGUCCGUCGAAACUAUUCGUCUAGAUGAUGUACCUUGGUCAUCAUCUUCGAUUUAUAUGCUUAAAGUGGACGUUGAAGGAUUAGAAUUGAACGUUUUACGUUCAGCAAAGAAUCUGUUUGUUCAAAGACGUAUUCACCAUGUGAUAUUUGAAUACAGUCCAUGGCUAAGUGAUCGUGCACCGCAAAAGUUGCUCUUACCCUACGUAGAAAAUGAAUUAAAAGCAAAAUUUUUGUAUGCAUUACAUCGCAAGAAAAAAAUUAUAUUUGGGCCUCUGACUCAAAAAGAAUUACAAAGAUUCUAUCAAAGGCAUUUAGUAUCGCAUCUUCAAACAGAUAUCUAUGCUGUAUUUGAUGAAAAUGCAACUAACACGUCAAUCCGCGCAACUCCUUAUAGGAAAGAAACAUCGUGUAAAAUAUCCAACUGUAAUUAUUUAGCUAUGUUUGCUUACAUCCAAAUGUCAUGA
Molecule: messenger RNA, 843 nt
Organism: Adineta ricciae
Lineage: Eukaryota; Metazoa; Rotifera; Eurotatoria; Adinetida; Adinetidae
Source: the annotation of a GenBank genome assembly